Trachymyrmex septentrionalis is the source of this 429-nucleotide messenger RNA. RefSeq lists its product as uncharacterized. Gene Ontology annotation, cellular component: plasma membrane. NCBI's taxonomy places the organism in Eukaryota, Metazoa, Arthropoda, Insecta, Hymenoptera, Formicidae. Gene Ontology annotation, biological process: detection of chemical stimulus involved in sensory perception of smell; sensory perception of smell. Gene Ontology annotation, molecular function: odorant binding; olfactory receptor activity. The transcript has 4 exons. The record is from RefSeq and is a predicted model, not a curated record. Bases 1 to 429 code for a protein of 142 amino acids.
AUGAUUUGCCUUGAGACGCAACACUUCAGGCUCAAUAAAUUUCUUUUGCUCGCGAUUGGUUUAUGGCCUCACCAGAGAUCGAAACUUGCUCAAAUUCAAUUUAUCAUCAUAUCAUAUAAUAGCACAGAGCAACUUGUAUUACAACUGAUAUACAUAAGUGUCCUUUACAUGUACAUGUUUUUGUCCAAUUAUACCGCACAAGAUAUUACAGAUCACAAUGAAUAUGUAUUUGCUACAGUAUAUAAUGUUGAAUGGUAUGUAGCUCCGUUACACAUACAGAAAAUGAUGUUAUUUCUACUGCAAAAGGGUACAAAAGCUUUUCAUUUGAUCCUCGGUGGAAUAUUCAUUGCGUCUAUGGAAAGUGCUGCUACGUUGAUGGGUACUUCAAUAUCUUACUUCACUGUUCUCUAUUCUACAAGUACGAAAUAA